Messenger RNA from Paramecium octaurelia, 1285 nucleotides. The record is from the annotation of a GenBank genome assembly. Lineage: Eukaryota; Ciliophora; Oligohymenophorea; Peniculida; Parameciidae.
CUUUUAAAAAUGAACCAACUAGAAAGAUUAUUACAUUAAUAAGGAAAAAAAGUGAAAUUGCAAGAAUAAGAGCUUGAUGAUGUGAAUAGAAGACAUUAAGAAUUGCAGACCAAAUUAAAUUAGGAGGAAGAAAAAAAUAAAAUAUUAUAAGGCAAUAUCGACAAAUUAUCAUUGAUUGAAUAUGAAUUGAGAAGACAAAUUCAAUUUGUUGAAGCACAAAGAGAUAAUUUAUUGGAGCAACUAAAAUCCUUACAUGAAUAUAAUUUCUCGAUGUUUAAUCUAUAGUAAAAAUUGACACUAUUAUUUUAGGGAAAACCAUACGUAUAACAAAUUUAGAACAGUUUAAGAGCUAAAACUCACACGAGAUGAAUUAUAAAAAUCAUAAUAGCAAUCACUAAAAUUGUAAACCGAAAAUGCUGAAUUGAUAAGUAGAGUUAAAGAGCUAAUGAAUGCCAAUGCCUCCUUAAAUGAAAAAGUACAUGUAUACCCACAAUAAUUUGAAAAUCUAAGAUAAAAGUACAUAAAAUUGUUGACAGAGAGAGAUAUUCAUAUAUAAUCACUUAGUGAGAUAAUAGAAUAGCUAAAAAUAUAGAGAUAGACAAAGGAAUAAAAGUGUGAGAAAAUCGAGUUUGAAGAAUCUGACAUAACAGAAGACACCAAUUCAAACUAAGAUGCUAUUUUAGAUGAAUAAACCUUUAAGGAUAAUCUUGAAAUAAUUAAAAUUAUGAAAAAAUCUGAUGAGGAAAAGCAAAGAACCAUCCUCUAACUCACCGAGUAAGUCUCACAAUUAUAAGCUGAGAAUUAAAAAUAGCGAUAACACUUAACAACUGAAUAGGUAAUACAACUCUAUCCUUAAGAUAUCCAAUUAUAAAUUCGCCGCCUUUAACAAUUAAGAGCAUAUAUAUCAUAAUUUACAACUAAAAUUGCUAAUUUACAAAAGAAAUAAUAAGAGAUUAAUCAAUUAAAAAAACAAAAUCUAGAUUUAGAAGAGUUAUGCAAAAAUUAGUAAGAAGAAAUAAAUCAAUGUGCAAAUAAAAAGAUAAAAUUAGAGGAAAUUUAGAAAUAAUUUGCAUAAGUACUAAAAGAGAAUUGGAUGUUAAAGGAGAAAUUAAUAGAAUUAAUAUAAGAUGAAGAAACUGUUACAGAAAUUCUUUAGAAUUUAUCUAAGGAGCUGUGUUUUGAUGAUUAUCCCUUCGAAAGUUUGGAAGAGCUUUUGAAAUGCUAUGAAAAACUUCGAAAUAAUUUGAGGAAUUAGUCGGAAUAGAGACAUAAGAGUUAACUUUGA